AGAAGAAUAACGGAAGUGAUUUCCUCCUUGCAGCGAAAGCUGUUCGGUUCGCGCGUGUGUUGACGAAUUAAGCCUAUUUUCUCUCGACUUCUGGUGAAAUAAGUUUAAUUUUGAGUUCUAUUCAGCUGUAACUACUCGGUUAAUGUUGAAGGUAAAUACUGAUGAACGAAAGCUAACAGAUGUGGAGACAGCAGGUCCAGCAGCACCUGGAUGCAGAGGAAGAAGAAAUGGAGGUUUUCCUUGGAAGUAGAGAUGCUCUUGAACAGGAAACAACUGGAGGAAGCCAAAUAUUAGAUGCAGUUUUCAGUCCCAACGAUCAACUGCAUAUAAUAGUGGUUCCUGCAGAUGUUCAGAAGUCAGUGUUGAUUAAAGAAGAAGCUCCUGAAGAACAGUGGCCUGAUGUGGACCAGCAGGAUGCAAAUUGUCUCCACAUAAAAGAGGAAGAGGAGGAACCGUGGACCAUUCUGAGGGGAGAGCAGCUCAGUAUGAAGGAGGAGACAGAUGUCACCAGCUUUUCAGUAACUGCAGUUCCUCUUAAGAGUGAGGAUGAUGAAGAGAAACCUCUGUUGUCACAGCUUCAUCAACAUCAAGUUGAAGUCGGUGAUCUUCCAACCAGCAGUUCAGUGGUUCCUGCAGAUGUUCAGAAGUCAGUGCUGAUUAAAGAAGAAGCUCCUGAAGAACAGUGGCCUGACGUGGACCAGCAGGACACAAAUUGCCUCCACAUAUUAGACGAAGAUGAGGAACAGUGGAUCAUUUUGGGAGGAGAGCAGCUCAGUAUGAAGGAGGAGACAGAUGUCACGAGCUUUUCGUUAACUGCAGUUCAUUUUAAGAGUGAGGAUGAUGAAGAGAAACCUCUGUUCUCACAGCUUCAUCAACACCAAGUUGAAGUCAAUGAUGUUCCAACCAGCAGCUCAGGUGACCACAUAGAAUCAUCAACUGGUGAAGGAGAAAAAGAUACAAAAAUCCCAGAUCUAAAUUCUUAUACAGACAAUUCUGAUUCUUCAGAAACUGAAGUUAGUGAAGAUGAUGAAGAGGAUAAUAAUGUGAAUAAUCCUGAGUCUCAGCUGAAACUUUUAUCAGACUUUGGGUUCAAAACUGAAUGCACUGAUGAAGCUCCGGAGUCUUCACCCAGCAGGGUCUCUGAGUCAAUUGUGAACAGUGUCCACAGCAAAAAUGGACUGAAGCCCUUUUCUUGUGAUCUGUGUGACAAACGGUUUACUGAAAAGUGUAAUUUAAACAGACACGUGAAAAUCCACACAGGACAGAAGCCAUUUUCUUGUGAUCUGUGUGAAAAAAGGUUUACUGAAAAUGGAGAUUUAAAGAGACACUUGAAAAUCCACACAGGAAAGAAGCCAUUUUCUUGUGAUCUGUGUGAAAAAAGGUUUACUGAAAAGUGUAAUUUAAAAAAUCAUAUGAAAAUCCACACAGGACAGAAGCCCUUUUCAUGUGAUCUGUGUGAAAAAAGGUUUACUGAAAAGUGUAAUUUAAAAAAUCACAUGAAAAUUCACACAGGACAGAAGCAAUUUUGUUGUGAUCUAUGUGGCCGACGGUUUACAAGAAGGGACAGUUUAAAAGGACACAUAAAAAUCCACACAGGACAGAAGCCAUUUUCUUGUGGUCUGUGUGUACAACAGUUUGCUGAAAAGAGCAGUCUAACCAGACACAUGAAAAUUCACAUAGGACAGAAGCCCUUUUCUUGUGAUCUGUGUGAAAAAAGAUUUAGCGAAAAGGGUAUUUUAACAAAUCACAUGAAAAUCCACACAGGACAGAAACCGUUUUCUUGUGAUCUGUGUGAAAAAAGGUUUAGCGAAAAGGGUAGUUUAAAAAAACACGUGAAAAUCCACACGGGUCAGAAGCAGUUUUGUUGUGAUCUAUGUGGCCGAUUGUUUACACGAAGGUACAGUUUAAAAGGGCACAUGAGAAUCCACACAGGACAGAAGCCAUUUUCUUGUGAUCUGUGUGUACAACAGUUUACCGAAAAGAGCAGUCUAAACAGACACAUGAAAAUCCACACAGGCCAAAAGCCCUUUUCUUGUGAUCUGUGUGAAAAAAGGUUUACUGAAAAGAGCAAUUUAAACAUACACAUGAAAAUCCACACAGGCCAAAAGCCCUUUUCUUGUGAUCUGUGUGAAAAAAGGUUUAGCGAAAAGGGUAGUUUAAAAAAACACAUGAAAAUCCACACAGGACAAAAGCCCUUUUCUUGUCAUCUGUGUGAAAAAAAGUUUACUGAAAAGUGUAAUUUAAAAAAACAUAUGAAAAUCCACACAGGACAUUAGCCCUUGUGAUCUGUGUGAAAAAAGGUUUAGCGAAAAGAGUAGUAUUAAAAAAUCGCGUGAAAAUCCAGACAGGACAGAAACCCUUUUCUUAUGAUCUGUGUGGGAAAAAGGUUUAGCGGAAAUUGUAUUUUCAACAAUCACGUGAAAAUCCACACAGGACAGGAACUCUUGUGAUCUGUGUGGGGGAAAAAA
This is a messenger RNA of Nematolebias whitei (Rio pearlfish), 2468 nucleotides long. Its product is annotated as oocyte zinc finger protein XlCOF6-like. Bases 180 to 2276 code for a protein of 698 amino acids. The transcript is spliced from 3 exons. Lineage: Eukaryota; Metazoa; Chordata; Actinopteri; Cyprinodontiformes; Rivulidae. The record is from RefSeq and is a predicted model, not a curated record. Gene Ontology annotation, molecular function: DNA-binding transcription factor activity, RNA polymerase II-specific; RNA polymerase II cis-regulatory region sequence-specific DNA binding. Gene Ontology annotation, biological process: regulation of DNA-templated transcription.